Daphnia pulicaria is the source of this 2903-nucleotide messenger RNA. RefSeq names its product poly [ADP-ribose] polymerase tankyrase-1-like. Gene Ontology annotation, cellular component: nucleus. Lineage: Eukaryota; Metazoa; Arthropoda; Branchiopoda; Diplostraca; Daphniidae. Gene Ontology annotation, biological process: regulation of gene expression. The record is from RefSeq and is a predicted model, not a curated record. Gene Ontology annotation, molecular function: protein binding. The transcript has 2 exons. Bases 100 to 2544 code for a protein of 814 amino acids.
AACUCCAACGUACGUGCAGAGUGUAGGCACAGUCACAAACAACGAAAAAGCAAGGUUUAUAAUUGUUGUAAAAACAUCAGAGUAUCAAAUGAACAUACCAUGAAGUGCUCACGCGUUCAAUUUUAUUUCGUUUGGUGGUUGGCUGCUGUUGGUAGUGGCAGUUGUUGGUAUGAUCGCAACGACGAGCAAAAAUUGCUCUUCGUGCCCGAUGCCGAUAACGAACCUGACGUGGAGCACGAAAUAUCGGAACCUGACACGCCGGACGUUUUAAAAGACAUCGACAAAGAGUCGAAAAUCAAGGAAUUCGAAAUCCACCAGAGUAGCACGGGCAAAGCUGAUGCAGGAGGAGCCAUCCACACUUUCGUCGUCUUCAAAACGACCAGUCAAACAGACGGAGACGAUUGGUGGUCAUUGGAAAAGAACCUGGAAUGCAUCAUCUUGCAGAGAUCCGGCAACAAGAACGACGUCAAGCGCAAAUUGGAUGGCGCAGAGCGAAUCAAAGUGAAACCUAUUAAAGAAAAUUUGAAAGGAAAAGGUACGAUUAAAGAUCUAUUAGCAUUACUUUGGGCCCAUCAAAUCGUUGCAGAAAACUUGGAUGCCGACGACUCCAACUGCCAGACCUUUGUCACUUUGGUCAUCAAACGAAUGACUGGAUAUGAAAACGAGGGUUAUUUCAAAUGCUCUUCUCCUCAUGAAAGUGAACGAAAAACCAUUUCACUGGAUUCCAUUAACAGGCUAUCAAAUGUGAACGAAUGGCACCCUUUAUUCACUUUCAUUUAUUUAGAAAAUACCGAGCUUGUUGAUGCACUGAUGGAGAGUGAAGAGUUGGACAUUGAUUUCUUCCUUAGGGCAGGAAGUUUGCUAAAUAAUGCGAUUACACUUUCGAAAACCAAAAUGGUUGAACAUUUUCUAAAACCUCCGUAUAGUGCCGAUCCCACAAUAGGCGACGCAAACGGGAUGAACAAACUUGAAAUAGCGGCCAUGUACGCAACGAAGACGGAGAUUUUUGAUUUGCUACUAGCACACUACAAAGUCAAUAUCGACGAUGUAGACGAAUCCGGACAAACUGCGCUUCACGCUGCCGUUUUUGCAUGCAACGCCAUUGCCGUCAAAUAUUUGAUAAAGAAUGGAGCCAAUCCCAACAUAAUCGACAACAACGGGAUGUCUCCUCUUCAUGUGGCAACAUGGGAAAGAGUACACGGUAAUGCCAUCAUCGAUCUACUCCUGGAAGUUAAAAAAGUCAAAGGACUGGGCGAUGUCAACGAUCAAAACGAACAAGGAGUGACUGCACUUCAUUACGCCGCCUUCAAAUCCAAUGAAAUCACGGCCGAGCAUUUGAUCCAAAAGGGCGCUGAUGUCAAUCGUCUAGACAUUGAAGGCCAUACCCCACUUCACGUGGCUGCAAGUCAAGCAAAGGACAUGAAAAUCAUUGAUGUCUUACUAAAGAAUAUUGAAGAUGAAGCUAUUUUCAAAAACGACGCAACCGCAAUUGUCGCUUGCGCCAAGAUGAAUAAAAACGAGCGGCUAACUGAUCAAAUUGUUGCUCGGUUGGUGGAAAAAGGCAUUGCCAGCAUUGAAGAAUCCCAAAGUGACGAAGUUAACGCAGAAAUGUUUCGAAUAACGAUCAGAAAUAGAGUCCAUAUCACCACUGAAACAUAUAAUGAAAUCGAAAUGAAUGCACUUCAUUUGGCAUCAAUUUAUGCAAAGACGACGGAUCUCAUCGACGAAGUUCUGAGAAAAGGAGAAUUCGACAUUAACGGAGUCGACAACGACGGAAAUACACCACUCCACUAUGCGAUAGAGGGGAUGAAUCCUGCGAUAAUCAUUCCUCAUCUCAUUCUAAAGGGGGCCGAUCCCAACGUUGGUAAUAAGAAUGGAGUCACUCCACUUCACAAGGCGGCUACUUACGCAAAAGACGUGCAGGUCGUCGAGUUAUUCCUGAAUAAUCCAGACGUGGAUGUCAACUUGAUGGACGAUGACGGGCGAACUGCGCUAGAAUACGCCAUGGACAACAAGCACGGGCUGGGCGGAAAAAUCGCCAAUCUGUUGAAAGGGAAAGUUGACGUGGAAAUAGAUAACAAACCGGAUGCAGAAGAGGCUCUAGAUCGCGCCAUUAAAAAUUCUGACUUGGAAAUGAUUCGUGCGCUAAUCAAAAAUGGAUUUAAUUUUAACGCUGACGAGAUCAAAUUAAAUGUACUUCAUUUGGCAUCGCGUUAUGCAAAGACGACGGACAUCAUCGACGUCAUUCUGGAAACGGGAGAGUUUGACAUCAACGGAGUGGACAACGAUGGACUGACACCUCUUCACCACGCAAUACUGGGACUCAAUCCUACGAUAAAUGUUCCUCAUCUCAUUCAACUGGGAGCCGAUCCCAACGUUGCCGACAAGAAUGGAGUCACCCCUCUUAACAAGGCAACGAAAAAUGCAGAAACAAUGAACUUUAUCGAGCUAUUCAUGAAAAGGGAAGCGGUGGGCAUUGGUUACUGCGACAAGCAAGAACAUAAUUUCUAUCCAACCAAUGUAUGUCGUGUUAACUCUUACUAAUUCUACCCGUUUCUAUUCAAGAGAGACGAAUGAGGUGAUCGCCCGUCUGAGAAAACAGCUGUCUACCUAUUUUCUGAAUAGUAUCAUGUCCUAACAAGAGAUUUAGAUAACAGGGGUAAUAAAGCAUUUAAACCUACGGUAAUAAACAUUAGGGCUUGGGUAUCUUAGCGGAAGUUUAUAACGAGGCGACUGAACUAUGUACGUUGAAACUAUUGUAGAGUUUUGCUAUUCUCUCUGUAUCAAUGUUGGCAUUUUCUUGGUGCUGUCAAUUAAUAAACACAAAUAGUCUAUGAAGUCAUCGAAAAUGUCUGUGCUAUCAAACAGCUAGGGAUAAUAUGCACCAGAAUUAAAGAAAGUGU